UCCGGGAAGAUGGCUGCCGUGGAGGGUAUGGCGGCGGCAGUUGCUGCCGGAGCGGCGGCGGAGCUCAAGGCUGAGGCCGAAGGGGAGGAGGCGGAGGCGACGCCGCCGCCGUGUGAGGCUGUGCGGUGGGCGCCGGUGGGCGCAGUAGCCGAGGCGCAGGCGGCGCUGUGCGAGGAGGACGACGGCUCGGAGGGGUGCGCGGGCUCCGGCCCCUCCUCGCCCCCGGAGUCCCCGGGCCGGGCGCUGCGGCGGCUGCGGGCCGAGCGACGGCGGCUGGACUCGGCGCUGCUCGCGCUGUCUUCGCACUUCGCGCAGGUGCAGUUCCGCCUGCGCCAGGUGGUGCGCGGGGCCCCAGCCGAACAGCAGCGCCUGCUGCGCGAACUCGAGGACUUCGCCUUCAGAGGCUGCCCCCACGUGCUGGGCUGGGGCGCCCCCGGGGACCCAACGGCCGAGGAGGCAGACGGAGAGCGGCCGCGCGAGGGCCCGCAGGGGCUGCGGCCCAAAGACCGGAGUGAACAGGAAAAACAGGAGCGUGUAGAAGCCCAGAGAGAGAAGCAGCGAGAGCUCAUUGUUCAGCUCAAGACUCAGCUAGAUGACCUGGAAACCUUUGCCUACCAGGAGGGCAACUAUGACUCCCUGCCACAGUCCAUGGUCUUGGAAAGACAGCGGAUGAUCAUAGACGAACUAAUAAAGAAGUUGGACAUGAAUCUGAAUGAAGACAUCAGUUCACUGUCUCCUGAAGAGCUACGGCAACGUGUGGAUGCAGCCGUGGCCCAAAUAGUGAAUCCUGCCCGAGUGAAGGAGCAAUUGGUGGAACAGCUAAAAACUCAGAUCCGAGACCUGGAAAUGUUCAUUAAUUUCAUCCAAGAUGAAGUGGGAAGCCCCUUGCAGACAGGAGGUGAACAUUGUGAGUGUGGGACAUCAGGGAAGCCUGGAAAUGGCUCCUCGAGGGUUGGUUCUAGAUUAUCUUCUGGAAAUAAGAAAGUGAAUACUGAGGAGGCAAAGAAGAUCCGAGAGACAGGGCUGCAUUUGAUGCGGCGGGCACUGGCUGUACUCCAGAUCUUUGCAGUGAGUCAGUUUGGCUGCACUGCUGGUCAGAUCCCCCGCACCCUGUGGCAGAGGGACCAAGCAGAUAAGGACUAUUCUCCUCUGUUGAAACAGUUGGAGGCCUCAGUGGACAGGGUGAGGCAGCUAGCUUUGAGGAGCCAGCUGAAUGAUCACGUCAUCAGCAGUACCAGCCUUCAGGACAUCCCCCUGGGGGGCAAAGAUGAGCUAACAGUGGCAGUGCGAAAGGAGUUAACGGUGGCCAUACGAGACUUGCUAGCCCAUGGAUUGUACGCCUCCUCAUCAGGGAUGAGUCUUGUAUUGGCACCCAUUGCUUGCCUGCUCCCUUCCCUCUCCUCUGCCCCUCAGACCAUGCACCCUUGGGAGCUCUUUGUGAAAUACUACAACAACAAGAAUGGCCGAGCUUUUGUGGAAUCCCCAGCUCGAAAGCUGUCCCAGUCCUUUGGGCUGCCUGUCACAGGAGGUGCUGUUGUGACACCCAAACAAAGCUUGUUAACUGCCAUCCACGUAGUGCUGACUGAACACGACCCCUUUAAGCGCAGUGCAGACUCAGAGUUGAAGGCUCUGGUAUGCAUGGCCCUGAAUGAACAGCGUUUGGUGUCUUGGGUCAAUCUAAUCUGCAAAUCUGGGGCACUCAUUGAGCCACACUACCAGCCUUGGAGUUAUAUGGCACACACAGGCUUUGAAAGUGCCCUCAAUCUGCUCAGCCGGCUGAGCAGCCUCAAAUUCAGCCUCCCUGUGGACCUGGCUGUCCGACAGCUCAAGAACAUCAAAGAUGCCUUUUGACAACCAGGCCCUUGCCCCUGCCCAGUGCCUCUCCAUAGGGAUGAGUUGCCACUUUACUACAUGAGGCUGAGGGAAUUGGAGGAAGAAGCAGCUGGGUUACAGGUUAUCCCUAGGCUCUGCAUAGGUGGCCAGCCCUAGUGCCUCUAAAGUCUGUUACCCACACUUUAGCACCUUAGAAUUCACACUGGAGAGCCCCUGGUUGGAAAUGCCCUGUGCUGGUAUAUGACCGCUUGCCUGUGUGUACCUGGGUGCACACGUGGAUGUGCAUGGCCUUUCUCCCAGAGGCAUCUUUGCCUUCCCAGCUGCUCUAAUAACCCACAGGUACCUUCAUCAGAAACUUAGCAAACCCAGGAGUGCAUUCGUCCUGUGGCAAUAAAAAUAAGGGUUGGCAAAGAUGUGUUCCCACUUGUGGGGAGAAGUUAAGCCCGGUGUUCUGCUGCUCAAAUGAGAGACUCCCUCUUUUUCUUUAUUUUUUUUAUUUUGGACUUGACAAUGAACACUUCCACAUAGAUAGUAGGACAGAAAAAAGAGAAUUGUACCUGAAACCCUUGAUCUCUAUAAAUACAGCUCACUUUUCCUUUUAAUCCUCUUUUUUCUUCCCUUCUUUCUUUUUUCUUUUUCUUUAUUUUUUUUUGAAGCAGGGGACAGCUGGGUAGACAUAAUAAUACAUGGAAUUCUGGAUUGGAAGUCAGGAAGACUUGAAUUCAAAUGCUCCCACUUACUUACUGUGUGACCCUGAGCAAGUUACUUAAUCUCUGUCUGCCUCAGUUUCCUCUUCUGUAAAAAUAGGGAUAACAGCACCUACCUCCCUGGGUUGUUGUAAGGGUCAAAUGAGAUAAUAUUUGUGAAGCUUUUUGCCAAACUAAAGCAUCAUAUAAAUGCUUUUUUAUCGUUUUUUUUCUUAAAGCAGGUUUGAAUCACCCAAAGGCAGCCCCCCUGUGACCAUAGUUUCUCCUUUGUACCCAAAGACAGUCUCUGUGCUAGAAGUUUCUGUAUCUUUCCUCUGUUCUAAGCCAGUGAAUACCAUAAGAAAAAUUGCAUUCCCUUAUACCUUAUGACAGAAAUUUCGGCAGGGCUGUAAGGGAGUUAGCCACAUUUAUUUCUUUGUUUUUCUUUUAAAUUAAGCCAUUUAGAAGCAUCUUUCCUCGUGGAGAUCAGCUUCUAAAUCCGAGUGGGCUGAUGUUUUGCCAAUUUGUGUGCCAUGACAAAUAUUCUCUGGCCUUGUGUGUUUUCUACCUACCCACCCUCUUUUCCCAAGACUCUUGUAUCCCUAGGAAUUCUCAGAUGCAGAGCUGUUGUUGAUCUAUUGUGUCAGGGAUCCCCAUGUUGGGGCAGACUUGUGUGUCUAAAAAUACACAUGCAUAACCAGUAUCAACUUUUCCUUAAUUCAGGAGCUUCCUUGGCACAGCCUGUCUUGGAGACUGAGAAAGCUUUCUUAUCCCUCCAGGGAAGACAUUAGGUUGAUCUCAGUAUGCUAGGAACUGGCCCCUCCUAUUGUAGGUGUUGAUGCUUGUCUGCUGAUAAUUGUUCCCAAGAGUGAAAUGGGAAGAACUGAAUAGCUAAUUCUAGAACAGCCCUAUUUAGCAUUUAUUAUCUCUUGAGUCUUUUUAUUCCACUUUUUUUUUCAAUCAGUUUAUGGCAAAUACCAGUAUAUAACUGUCCAAAGCUGUGAAUGUACAACUUUCUGGACAAACCUUCGAGGUUUAAACACCCUUAAAAAAGCUUUGUAUUCAGUUACAUGUGUGCAAUUGUGGGAUGAUCUUGUGUCUGCUGAGCUCUACAGUGCAUUUUAACUUAAUUUUUUUUUUCAGCAAAUGUCACUUAUUUAAAAUUGGGUUGAUUUUUUUAUCCUAAUUUAUCCACUGUAUGACAGAAUAAAUGUAAAUGUUGUGGACGAUAA
Messenger RNA from Dromiciops gliroides (monito del monte), 3751 nucleotides. It is a transcript of the gene RUNDC1, whose product is annotated as RUN domain containing 1. The coding region runs from base 10 to 1851 and encodes 613 amino acids. Lineage: Eukaryota; Metazoa; Chordata; Mammalia; Microbiotheria; Microbiotheriidae. The record is from RefSeq and is a predicted model, not a curated record. The transcript is spliced from 5 exons.